Molecule: messenger RNA, 384 nt
Organism: Melampsora larici-populina 98AG31
Lineage: Eukaryota; Fungi; Basidiomycota; Pucciniomycetes; Pucciniales; Melampsoraceae
Exons: 5
Coding region: 1-384 (127 amino acids)
Source: RefSeq, a predicted model, not a curated record
AUGUCAUUAAAAAAUUAUCUCGCGCUUCUUGUGAUUUGCACCGCAAUCUCUAUAUUUCAAGUAAACGCCAAGACCGGGGUUGUACAUUGUCCCGGUGGAUACAGUAAGGGGGGUGGUGGAGCGACUUGUUAUGAGUCACCUGACGAAAACGGGAUAACGCACGCUUGUCCCAGCGACAAAUGCGGCCACGAUGGGAAGACAUGGGUCUGGAUGCAUGGUUGUGUGCAUUACCCGGAUGGCACUGCCAUAGGUUCAGAGCAAUGCACGCAGUACACUUUCCUCCGUGACAAUCUUUACGUCUGUACAACGAUACACGGAAAAACCUAUCAGUGUCCUCAUAAGCUUUCUGACCCGUCAAUAUCCUGUACAGAUUGCUUCUAUUAG